CCCCCCCCCACAUUUUCUCUCAUGAGUGGAGAAGACACAACCUUUGGGAAGACAAAUAGUUGAUUCAUGAUCAAUCGCAUCACAUUCUAUUGACUGCAAGCUCAGGCGUCUUUUUUUGCCGGGCGGUUCGCAAGCAAACAAGUGGUCUUGUCAUUAAAGCUGAGGAUUGAUUUGUGAGCCACGAUGGGAGACUGGAACCUUUUGGGGAAGUUGCUGGAAAGCGCCCAGGAGCACUCGACCGUGGUGGGCAAAGUGUGGCUGACGGUUCUGUUCAUCUUCCGAAUCCUGGUGCUGGGCUCGGCCGCUGAGAAGGUUUGGGGAGACGAGCAGUCGGGUUUCACUUGCGACACCAAGCAGCCCGGUUGUCAGAACGUCUGCUACGACAAGACCUUCCCCAUUUCCCACAUUCGCUUCUGGGUGAUGCAGAUCAUCUUUGUGUCCACGCCCACUCUCAUCUACCUGGGACACAUCCUCCAUCUUGUGCGCAUGGAGGAGAAGUUAAUCGAGAAGGAGAAGGAACUGGCUCUCCGGAGUGAAAAGGACCGGCAGAUACUUGGCAAUAAGGCCAAGAAAGCAGUCAAGCCCAUCAAGGACAACCAAGGUCACGUGCACUUGAGAGGAGCGCUACUUCGGACUUACGUCUUCAGCAUUAUCUUCAAGACCCUGUUUGAAGUGGCUUUCAUCGUCGCUCAAUACUUCUUGUAUGGUUUUGAGCUCAAGCCAAUGUACUCCUGCGACCGUUGGCCUUGCCCCAAUGUGGUCAACUGCUACAUCUCCAGACCCACCGAGAAGACCGUUUUCAUCCUCUUCAUGCUAGCCGUGGCGUGCAUCUCGCUGCUGCUCAACUUAGUGGAAAUGUACCAUCUCGGCUUCACCAAAUGCCAUCAGGGUCUCCGCUACAGACGGCGGCAGACGGAGCCCGCGGGAACCGUUCUCCCUUUUGUGCCGAACUACAACUACUUUCCGAGUCGCCCGGCGGGCCGCGACUCCUUCCCGGUGGAGGCGAAAUACGGCAUUGCUGAGCCGAACCCCCCCUACAACCCCUACAGCAGCAAAGUGAUGCAUAAGCAGAACAAAGAUAACAUGGCCGCCGAGAAGAAAGGUAAAACAGAUGGAGACGAUCGGCGGGAGAGGAAAACCUCUAACUCGGUUGAAGACAUGCUCGUGGAAGCUCAGCGCAGAAGCAGCCAGUCCAGCAAGAACAGCAAUAACAAGUGCAGGAUGGAUGACCUGCAAAUAUAGACGAGGCAAGAAAGAAUAAUCUUA
This is a messenger RNA of Syngnathus acus (greater pipefish), 1266 nucleotides long. RefSeq names its product gap junction protein, alpha 2 (gene gja2). Gene Ontology annotation, cellular component: connexin complex. Gene Ontology annotation, biological process: cell communication. The record is from RefSeq and is a predicted model, not a curated record. The transcript has 2 exons. Lineage: Eukaryota; Metazoa; Chordata; Actinopteri; Syngnathiformes; Syngnathidae. Bases 184 to 1242 code for a protein of 352 amino acids.